GAAAGAGGAAGAGGAGGAGGAGGAGGGAGGGAGAAGGGUAUGGGAGUGGAUUACUACAGGGCUCUUCUGGUGGAUCGCAAUGCCAGCGACGAAGAGCUCAAAAGGGCUUAUCGCAAGCUCGCCAUGAAAUGGCAUCCCGACAAAAACCCUAACAACAAAACCCACGCCGAGGCCAAAUUCAAGCAGAUUUCCGAAGCUUACGAUGUUUUGAGUGAUCCGCAAAAGCGAGCGGAUUACGAUCGGUACGGCGGGGUGAGGAUGAAGGCGCAGGCUCCGUCGCCGCCCUCGGGUGGAGAUUCGUACUUUUCGUUCUACUCGAGGAGCGCCGAUGAUAUUUUCGCCGAGCUUUUCGGUUCAUCGACCCGUUUCGGCAAUGUCGGCGGCGGAGCAGCAGCUGCUUCGACAUUCCCGAGAUCUACGUACGACGAUAUCUUCGGGGCGUUUAGGUCGUCGGGCCAUGGAGGAUCCUCCGCCGCAGCACUUAAGGCGACGCCUAUAGAACAGAAUCUGUGGUGCAGUUUGGAGGAAUUGUACACUGGAACUACGAAGAAGAUGAAGAUUUCCAGGGACGUGUUUGAUCAAUCUGGGAGAACCGUCACAGUGCACGAGAUCCUGAGGAUAGAGGUGAAGCCCGGAUGGAAGAAAGGGACGAAGAUCACGUUCCAGGAAAAGGGCAACGAGAAAACAGGCACUGUACCUGCAGAUCUCGUCUUCACCAUUGUCGAGAAAGAUCAUAACGUCUUCCGGAGAGAGAGCAACGAUCUUGUCGUGACCCACAAGAUAACUCUUUCCGAAGCCCUCACGGGUUACACAGCUCGGGUCACGACUAUUGAUGGCAGGACACUGAGAAUUCCCAUCGAUAGAGUCAUCAAUCCUUCGUAUGAAGCAGUCGUGAAGGGCGAGGGGAUGCCAUUGCCGAAAGACCCUUCUAAAAGAGGUAACUUGAGAAUCAAAUUCAUCGUUAAGUUCCCUUCUAAGCUUACCCAGGAGCAGAAAAAUGGCGUCAAACGUUUCUUAUGAUCCCUGAAGAAAAUUCUUUUCAUUUUUUUUUCUAUUAGUAAUAAGAUUGCUUUAGGUUAUUGUUUGAAGAGCUUAUUCUUUUGUCCUUAAGGUCUUAGGAGACUAGGAAUUGUAGACAAUAAAGAGGAAAUGUGAUUUUCUCCUCAUUUAUGAUCUGAUUAUCUGUUUAAUUCAGAUUCGGAAAAUCGACUGUAAUGGGUUUAUAGAUAAUUUCAUAAGUCCAAUGCUCUCUCUCUCUCUC
Messenger RNA from Tarenaya hassleriana, 1261 nucleotides. Its product is annotated as dnaJ homolog subfamily B member 1-like. Gene Ontology annotation, molecular function: protein-folding chaperone binding. The coding region runs from base 40 to 1020 and encodes 326 amino acids. Lineage: Eukaryota; Viridiplantae; Streptophyta; Magnoliopsida; Brassicales; Cleomaceae. The record is from RefSeq and is a predicted model, not a curated record. Gene Ontology annotation, cellular component: cytosol. The transcript has 3 exons.